Messenger RNA from Patiria miniata (bat star), 1900 nucleotides. RefSeq names its product 4-hydroxybenzoate polyprenyltransferase, mitochondrial-like (gene coq2). The transcript has 8 exons. Gene Ontology annotation, biological process: ubiquinone biosynthetic process. Gene Ontology annotation, cellular component: mitochondrial inner membrane. NCBI's taxonomy places the organism in Eukaryota, Metazoa, Echinodermata, Asteroidea, Valvatida, Asterinidae. The record is from RefSeq and is a predicted model, not a curated record. The coding region runs from base 137 to 1537 and encodes 466 amino acids.
AUUUGCCCUCCUAUAAUGUCGUUUUAGGAAAAACAUUCAUACCUGGACAUCACUUGACACCCUGUGCACAAGCUUUAUGAGAAUGGUCUGAAAAAUUAUCUAGUAUCAUCAAUUGAGCGCAAACAAAAUUACCACAAUGUUGGUCACAUUCAACAGGCUGUGUAGACGCUGGAGUCCACGGUCUAUAAGCUGCUUCUCUACACCUUCCAACGUUACCCCAAGCCAACACAUGACUGUUCAAAGCUGCGACAACCAUUGCAAGCAUCAAGUAUUCAACCACAGAAGUUCUCAAAGACUUAUGUCAUCAGAUGUGUUUGAUGCUCAACGUGCUGUGAGUAGUCACGGAAGCGUCAUUCUUAACUGUGGUGCAAUUCAGCAAUGUCAACAUGCUGACCAGCCUUCACUCUUUCGUAGAACGCAUAAACCCCGCCCUGUGCUGUGUAUUCACAAGCACAUGUAUUCGCAGCUUCACAGACAACACAAUCAACUCUGUAUAAAUCAGAUUGGAGCUGGUCUAGGACGGCACGAUUUACAAUGUAAUAGAUGGACUAGAUGUGAUUCAAGACCUAUGAGCGUAUUGAGUUCCAUGGUGGAUGCAGCACCCAGCAAAGUCCAGCCUUACCUCAGACUGAUGAGAGUAGACAAGCCUAUAGGAACGUGGUUGUGCUACUGGCCGAGUGCUUGGGGCAUCGCUCUAGCAGCAGACCCAGGUCACUUCCCCAGCCUGUACAUGCUGGGUCUGUGUGGUCUGGGAGCUGUGGUGGUCAGAGGAGCUGGCUGUACCAUCAACGAUAUGUGGGACAGGGACUUUGACAAAUCUGUUGAGCGGACUCGAUCAAGACCCAUAGCAUCAGGAGACAUCAGUCGCAGUCAGGCAUUGGUGUUCCUGGCAGCCCAGCUUAGCGUAGCGCUGGGAAUAUUACUCACUCUGAACACAUACUGUAUAGUUCUGGGAUGCGUUGCCGUGGCACCCAUCAUCGUCUACCCACUCAUGAAGAGGUUCACCUACUGGCCGCAAGUCUUCCUUGGUCUGACGUUCAACUUCGGUGCCUUGAUUGGCUAUGCAGCUAUCCGUGGGUCAUGUGACUGGAGCAUUGUUCUGCCUUUGUAUGCAUCAUGUAUCGCUUGGACCAUUGUCUACGAUACCAUAUACGGGCAUCAGGACAAGAGAGAUGAUCUGGCCCUUGGUCUAGGCUCCACCUCCAUCCUGAUGGGAGACAACACCAAGUAUUGGUUGACAGGCUUUGGUGCAGCUAUGGUGUCUGGUCUGAUGCUCGUUGGUGCUAUGGCUGAGCAGACUGUGGCAUACUACCUCGCUGUGGCUCUAACUGCUGCUCAUAUUGGCAACCAGGUGUGGACGGUGGACAUCCAUAAUCCUCAAGACUGCUGGAACAAGUUCCAGUCCAACCGGAGACUUGGCGCCAUCAUCUUUGCUGGAAUCGUCGCUGGAACUCUCGCCAAAGUGUCCAACAGUAAAAAGCAGCAACAUGAACAAGGAUUGGACAGGGACAAUGAGAACCAAGCUGUUGAAAGCUGAUUGCAGAGAAUCAUUGAGAAUGACUCAGACUUCAGGGAACUUCACUGUGCCUGAAUAUGCAAGGAACAAACUUUGCUGUUUCCUCUGUGGACUUUUGUCAGAUUAGGACCGUCGUUCCAUUUUUCUUCUCUGAUGAAUUGAACUUUAAAAACGGAGGAAGGACUUGUCUGAUGACUGUGGAUCAGUCAAAUGACAACUUGAGGGGAAAAACAACUUCAAUGUGCCUGAAUGUGCAAGGAACAAUCUAUGCUGUUUUCCCCUGUGGACUUUCAUCAGCGUUGGACAAUCUUUCCAGUAUUCUUCACUGAUGAACUGAACUUUUAAAAAAUGGAGGAAGCAGUUGUUAAGCAACUGAGGAUCUGU